Molecule: messenger RNA, 1506 nt
Organism: Penicillium oxalicum
Lineage: Eukaryota; Fungi; Ascomycota; Eurotiomycetes; Eurotiales; Aspergillaceae
Product: aminopeptidase P family protein
Exons: 10
Coding region: 1-1506 (501 amino acids)
Cellular component (GO): mitochondrion
Molecular function (GO): manganese ion binding; metalloaminopeptidase activity
Source: RefSeq, a predicted model, not a curated record
AUGGCAGGAUGCAGAUGGGUUGCGAGGCAAUGUGCCCGCCAGCUUCGCUCACCUUUGCGUCUAUCCUAUGCCCGAACGGUCGGCCACAGCGCCGCUCGUGGUAGUAUUCCCGCUCGGAGAACAUACGCGACCUCCGUGGCCGCCGCGGAGCUUCAAUUUGGGCAGCCUUUGCACGAAACGCAUCCCCAUCUCCUCAGCCCCGGUGAAUUGACUCCCGGAAUCACCGCCGUCGAAUAUGCGCAGCGUCGGUCCCGUCUCGCCAACAAGCUUCCCAAGGGCGCUGUCGCCGUGCUUGCAGCGUCGGAAGUCAAAUACCGAGCCCCCGGAAUCUUCCAUGAGUACAGACAAGAUACAAACUUCUACUACUUGACGGGGUUCAAUGAGCCAAAUGCCCUGGCAGUGAUUGGGAACGAUGGCUCUGGGGACAAUCAUAUCUUUCACCUUUACGUGCGCGAGAAGGAUCCAAAGGCUGAGCUCUGGGAGGGUGCCCGGUCCGGCACCCAAGCCGCAGUGGAUGUUUUCAACGCCGAUGAGACAGGAAACAUCGAUAAAAUAGCGGAUAUCCUCCCCAAGAUCAUCGCUAGCGCGACAGAGGUCUACUCCGACAUUCCUGCUUUGGAUGGUUCACGAUCUUCGCUGCAUCGAUACCUCUAUGGCCCCACCGUUGCGUCCGAAAAGCUCAAGAAAAUCGUCGAGCAUCGAAGAGUCCGCCCACUCAAGCCCCUCUUGACAGAAAUGCGAGUUUGCAAGAGCGAGAAUGAGGUUGUGCACAUGCGCUUGCUAGGCCAAUCAUCUGGCAGAGCAUUUACCGACUCAAUGCGAAAGACAUUCGAGACCGAGAAGGACCUCUGCUCGUAUCUGGAGUACCAGUUCAAAGCCAAUGGCUGUGACGGAAAUGCCUUUGUGCCCGUGGUCGCAGGUGGAAAGCACGCCUUGAGCAUCCACUAUACGAGGAACGACGAUAUCCUUCGGGACGGCGAUUUGGUCUUAGUUGACGGUGGCGGUCAGGAGCACGGAAACUACAUUUCAGACAUUACUCGCACUUGGCCGGUGAACGGCAAAUUUACAGACCCCCAACGGGAUCUAUACAAUGCCGUCCUGAAUGUGCAUCGAAGUUGCCUUGCUCUCUGUCGGGAGAGCUCGAAAAUGUCAUUGGACAAGCUCCACGGGGUCGCCGAGAGCGGACUGAAGGAUCAAUUGAAGCAGCUUGGAUUUGAUGUUUCUGGAGAUGCCAUGGGUAUCCUUUUCCCACACCACCUAGGCCAUUACAUUGGACUGGAUGUGCACGACUGCCCCAGCUACUCCCGAGGAUAUGAUCUCAAAGCAGGUAAUUGUAUUACUAUUGAACCUGGUAUCUACGUCCCUGACGAUGAGCGCUGGCCAUCGCACUUCCGGGGCAUUGGGAUUCGUAUUGAAGACAGUGUUUGUGUGGGUGAUGACCAUCCAAUCGUUCUCACUCCCGAAGCCGUCAAAGAAGUUGCCGACAUUGAGGCUUUGCGCUCAUAG